Cuscuta campestris is the source of this 1058-nucleotide messenger RNA. The record is from the annotation of a GenBank genome assembly. Lineage: Eukaryota; Viridiplantae; Streptophyta; Magnoliopsida; Solanales; Convolvulaceae.
AUUUGUGCGUUCAGCCCAAAUAACUGCUGGCCCAUGGAAUUGACGUGUGAGAUUGCUAUUGGUGGGUCGAUCAGAAAACCCGUUCCGUUGACGUGGACGGUCGUCACGUCCCCCAUUUCAAUCGGAGAACCGUCCCUGCCGGGAAGUAGAGACGGGUUACUGCGGCGGAAGGCGGUAGGAAGAGAGCGCCGGCUGGAAAAUGGCAAAAGCUUCAUUGAUUUCAAUGGCUAUUCUGUUAGCUUCCUUCGCGCCCUUUGUCUAUUCCAUCGAAGACAAAUGCUCUGCUUGCACUGCCGUUGCCGAGGAGUUGGAGCGUGGGUUGAUGAAUGAGAAACCUAGAAAUCAUUUAGAUAUGAGACAUCGCUUGGAUUCUAAAGGUCAACGUGAAGGCAAGCUUAUAGAUUACAGGGUUAGUGACCUGAGAGUUGUCGAACUCUUAGAUGAGCUUUGUGAUAAGAUGCAAGAUUAUACUCUUGAGAAGGUUGAUUCAGGCACAAAAAGGUGGAUCAAAGUGAAAGACUGGGAUCAACUUAAAACUGAUAAGCAAGAAGCUCGAGCACAUUCCAAAGCAAUAUCAUCUUUCUGUGGGAGGUUGCUCGAGGAAACUGAAGAUAAGUUGUCCGAAUUGAUUAAGAAAGGGUCAGUCAAAGUAGGAGGCGUUGCCAAGGUUUUAUGUGAAGACCUCAGCAGACUUUGCAUUGGGACAAGCAAGGAUGAAGACAACGAGGAUCACACCGAGCUCUGAUUAUAGAAUGGAGAUCAGAUGGAUAUGAAGAUGAAACUAUAUACCAUUUUUUUCUCAUUAAUUAAUGUGUACCAGCAUUGAACUUUGCAAACACUUAUCAUCCUCCUGAUUUGUGUUUCCCAGUUUAUUUAACUACAUAACCAACAAUAUUAUUAUACAUGCUAUAGCUGUUGUUAAUUUUUGCAGCAUAAAAUCAAAGAAUAUUUGUGUAUAACACAUCAUCUUUGUUUGUGCCUUGGAUGAUGAUGAAAAUGUCUUUAUAUUAUCUCAAGUUUAUGCUAAUUCAAUUUACUGUUGAUAUAUUGGGUGAUUU